UUGUACGGCAGCGGAGAUGAAGCGGAAGCAUCUUCUUCUAUUUCCAAGACCACAACCGAGGCAUCUCCUGAUCAAACGUCGAACAACGGCGAUGUGGCCAAAGAGCAAACCAAGCCAUCACCGGCAAAUGAACCUAGUACACUCGCAGGGCUAGAACCGCUGCAGUUGGUCAGCGUAAUCGGAUGCCGUCGUGGUCAGAGAGAAGACAUGCAGGAUGCACAUCUGCUGAUAGAUGAUUUGUCACUCGACUUACCAUUUGUGAGGCGGUGUGCUUUGUUCGCUAUAUUUGAUGGUCAUGCUGGCACCCGUGCGGCUAAGUACUGCGAGAACAACGUUCCUACAGUUCUGAAGAAAAAGUUGAGUUCGUAUAGUGAGUUAACUACAUUAGAAAAGCAGCUGAAGCGUGUUUUCACUGAGACAUUCAAAUCAAUCGAUGAAGGAAAACCGGUAUGGAAAGAUGGUACCACAGUCACAUGUGUUCUAUUAUUGAACGAUUCCCUAUACGUUGCAAAUUUGGGAGACAGUAAGGCGAUUGUAUGUCGCAGUAAGGAAGGUGGGUUUUCUCACAUAGAGCUCACGGUGAAUCACAACCCAACCAUGUAUGAGGAGAGAAUGCGCAUACAAAAGGCGGGUGGUACAGUCAGAGAUGGACGUGUCAAUGGAAUAAUUGAAGUGUCGAGAUCGAUUGGUGAUGGACAGUUCAAAACCCAUGGAGUGACUUGUAUACCCGAUAUGAAGAAACUUACCAUCACAGAGAGAGAC
Ostertagia ostertagi is the source of this 762-nucleotide messenger RNA. The record is from the annotation of a GenBank genome assembly. NCBI's taxonomy places the organism in Eukaryota, Metazoa, Nematoda, Chromadorea, Rhabditida, Trichostrongylidae.